This is a messenger RNA of Phyllopteryx taeniolatus (common seadragon), 2178 nucleotides long. RefSeq names its product somatostatin receptor 1b (gene sstr1b). Gene Ontology annotation, biological process: neuropeptide signaling pathway; cellular response to glucocorticoid stimulus. Gene Ontology annotation, cellular component: membrane; neuron projection. The transcript is spliced from 2 exons. Gene Ontology annotation, molecular function: somatostatin receptor activity; neuropeptide binding. Bases 646 to 1746 code for a protein of 366 amino acids. The record is from RefSeq and is a predicted model, not a curated record. Lineage: Eukaryota; Metazoa; Chordata; Actinopteri; Syngnathiformes; Syngnathidae.
GGCAAUCUUCUUUGCCCGACUUCCCCAAGUCCCCGGUUUGAGCAAGAUCUCGUGCUCGAAGCGAGUCAGCGAUCUCCUUCCUGACAACCACCUGAGGCGUGCUAUCCUGUCAGAUACUGUGCAGUACUGCUCUCAUGUACCUAAAGGGUGGAUGACAAAUCUCUACUCCAAUGUAAUUGAAAUUGGGUUUGAACAACAGGACAACAUUGAUUAUGUCUGUGUGAUUUAUUUCAUAGACAUUAGCUCAUGUAAAUGAAGCUCUAUUAUCCUCUUUCACAGUUUGUGUAUAAGGCCAUCAGCUAAAGACGCAUACUUUCAUGCGGCAGGCAGACGUGAAGAUGCAGCUUGAACUAUGUGGAGCUUGGCGAAUAGACGGCAAGAAGGAUGUGAGACUGAGACAGCAUGCUAAAUAAUGAGAGAGGGAGAGCGAGAGAGAGGAGAGGCAGCAUGAAGCGGCUCACACGGCAGUCGGAUGCUGACAUACUCGGAGGACGUACCGGACCGGCACAGGAUGCGACGCGUGGGCCGGUGAAACCAUCGCCGCGACCAGACGAGCUGGGAGGAACACGCAAGGGAGCCAAACAAUAGCGACAACAGCACUUGAGCUCCCGCAACGCUCCAGAUCAAGCAGCUGGCGUAGCGAUCAUGGAUUUUAAUGAGAGCUUUGAGGCUGAGCCGACGGGCCUGGCGUCGAACGCAAGUGCGGACUACGAGGAGUACUACCCAGAUCCCGAUGCCAGUAAAAUCAUCAUCCCGUCCAUCUACGCCAUUGUCUGCUGCGUGGGCCUGACGGGGAACGGCAUGGUGAUUUACGUCAUUCUCAAGUAUGCCAAAAUGAAGACGGCCACCAACAUUUACAUCCUCAACUUGGCCAUCGCCGACGAACUGUUCAUGCUGAGCGUCCCCUUUUUCGCCACGUCGGCCGCCGUGCGUCGCUGGCCCUUCGGCUCGCUCAUGUGCAGGCUGGUGCUGAGCGUCGAUGGCAUCAACAUGUUCACGUCCAUCUUCUGUCUCACCGUGUUGAGCGUGGACCGCUACGUGGCCGUGGUGCACCCCAUCAAGGCCGCCCGCUACCGCAGACCCACCGUGGCCAAAAUGGUCAACGUUUGCAUCUGGGGGCUGUCGCUGGUGGUCAUCCUGCCCAUCAUCAUCUUUGCGGACACCGUCCCGGCCGAGGACGGCGCCGUGGACUGCAACUUCCUGUGGCCGGAGGCGUCCUGGUCCGAAGCCUUUGUGGUCUAUACCUUUCUUUUGGGAUUUCUCCUCCCCGUGGGGGCCAUAUGUUUGUGCUACUGCCUCAUGGUGGCCAGGAUGCGAGCGGUGGGCCUGAGAGCCGGCUGGCUUCAACGGCGGAGCUCUGAGAAGAAGAUCACCCGCAUGGUGCUGCUGGUGGUGGCCGUGUUCGUCCUCUGUUGGAUGCCCUUCUACGUCGUCCAGCUGGUCAGCGUCUUCCACGGGCCGCCGGACCCCGUGGUCACCCAGCUCUUCGUCAUCCUCAGCUACGCAAACAGCGGCGCCAACCCCAUCCUCUACGGCUUCGUGUCGGAUCACUUCCGCCGCUCCUUCCAGCGCAUCGUGUGUUUCCGCUGGCUGGAGUCCGGCAUGGAUGCCGAGCAGGUGGAUUACUGUGCUGUUGCCGUCAAGGGGCAAGCCGCAUGCCCCCAGCUGGAUUUCCCCAAGGACUUCACUGCCUCUGAUGCGGUGUUUCGCAACGGAACGUGUACCUCGCGCACCACCACUGUGUGAACAACUUUCCCAAAAGAAAACUUCAAAGAUUAUUAAUAGUGAUCGCGGAUGUUGCGUUGUGUUCUGUAGAUCCAAAACUGGUUGUGUCUUUUCACUGCAAUGGAAACACAGUGGUACCUUGACUUCCCAGUGUCCCAACUGAAGUCUUUUGUUUUACUUGUUUCCAUGUGUUUGUUUGUACAUAAAGUAGAUGUCCAGUAUAUUGCUGUUCAGUUGUAUGUAGUUCAUCAUGACCGUUUGUAUGUACAGUACAGUAGGCUACAUCCAUUGUUUCCAUUUGUUUGCCUGUAUGUACGGUAGAUGUAAAUUCAUACAAAAUGUUUCUGGACUUGUUCUAGCUGCUUAUAUUGCAAAUAAAAUGACAAAGCUCUAACCCCCCCCCACCUUCUUUUUUUUUUGUUUUGUUUUUGUUUGGGCAAAAGAAUAACACAC